Myotis lucifugus (little brown bat) is the source of this 1166-nucleotide messenger RNA. RefSeq names its product centromere protein C-like. The coding region runs from base 201 to 563 and encodes 120 amino acids. NCBI's taxonomy places the organism in Eukaryota, Metazoa, Chordata, Mammalia, Chiroptera, Vespertilionidae. The transcript has 6 exons. The record is from RefSeq and is a predicted model, not a curated record.
CCAGGCUCCUGUGUUUGUGAGCGUCAGAGCCAAUGGGUGCGGGGCCCCUUCGCCCCGGCCGCCUCCCCUAGCACCGCCGCCUCCGGUUCGGUCCGCCGCCAGCGGCUUCUCUCCGGCCUGUUUCAGCGCCGGGCUUCCUCGAGUCGGGCCCGAGUGGGCUCUCGCCCUCCACUCCCUGCGCGAGCGGAGCCGGCCUGAACAUGGCUGCAUCGGGGCUGGAUCAUCUCAAAAAUGGCUACAGAAGAAGAUUUUGCCAGCCCUCCAGGGAACCUGGCAUUAAUAUGAGGCAAGGCCAGAACAUAUUGGUACUCUUACAAGACUGUUUUGAAGAACAAAGUCUUGCCAAUGAUUUUAGCACUAAUUCUACAAACUCAAUGCUUUGUUCAACACCUAAAAUAAAAGACAAUUGUCUACAGUCACCAAGCAGAGAGGCUCACUGCCAGAUAUCACAUUCAAAGUCAGUUCGAGUUUCUUCAAGAAAGAAAGGAGCCUCUCUGCAGUUCCCUACAGAACCAAGUGAAGCUGUCAGCGUAUCAGGUGGCCAUCAACAGAUGAAUGGAUAAAUAAUGUGGCAUAUAUGCUCAGUGGACUAUUAUUCAGCCAUAAAAAGGAAUGAAGUGCUGCUGACACAUGCUAUGAUGUGGAAGAACCUUGGAAACACUGGGCUUAGUGAAUACAAGUAUAUUCAUUUAGUGUUAUAAAUUUCCCUGUCGGCACUGCUAUAGCUGCAUGGCACAGAUUUUGAUGUGUUUUCUGUUCACUUAUUUAUUUCUGUGUAUUUUUACAUACAUAUACUUUGAGUCUUUCUCUUUAAACCAUUGAUUAUUUAGGAGUGUGUUAAUCCAAGUGUUUAGGGAUUGAUUGUCCUAUUUUCUUUUUUUUACUAAUUUCUAAUAUUGAUUCCUUUAUAGAAUAACAUACACUACGUGAUUUCAAUAAUUUUAAAUUUGGUUUUUGAUCUAGGAUAUCUAUGGAUGUUUCAUUUAUACUUGAAAAAAUAUAUUCUUUUGUUGAGUGUGCUUUCCUAUAAAUGUAAAUUAUGACAUAUUACUAAUUUUUAUACAUUGUUGGAUGUGAUUUGCUAAAAUUUUAUUGAGAAGUUUUUGCACAUAAGUUAAUGAGAGAUACUCAUAUGAUGUUUUCUUUUUUUAUGCUAUAUUUGUAUA